This is a messenger RNA of Knipowitschia caucasica, 462 nucleotides long. NCBI's taxonomy places the organism in Eukaryota, Metazoa, Chordata, Actinopteri, Gobiiformes, Gobiidae. The record is from the annotation of a GenBank genome assembly.
AUGCGGGACAACUUCAUUAUACACGGUUUACCCGAACAACAAAACGAAUCUUAUCAGUCAACCGAACACCUAGUCAAGACUUUCCUCAAAACUAACCUCAAGAUGGAUGACAACCUGGUCCAGCAGAUCGAUCUGGCACGGGCUCACCGGCUGGGCCAGCCACGUGAAGGAGCACCCCGAUGUCGUCCUAUCGUGGCCAAACUCCUGGACCCCAGGCACAAGGCUGUCAUCAUGCGGAGAGGCAAGGAGCUCAAGGGGACCAAGCUCGCCCUGAGCGACCAAUUCCCUCCAGAGAUCAUGAAGCGACGCAAACUUCUCCAUCCAGCCCUAGCCGAAGCGAGGACCGCGGGAAAGCGAGCAAGGCUGUCCAUAGAUAAACUCUACAUUGAUGGAAGACUUUACCGCAACUCUAAAGUCACAUACUGGCUCUCUGGUGGCGACGAGGCAGCCACACGUGAGUAA